CUGGAAUCUCAAAUCGUCACCUGAUUAAGAUUCCAGUCAUUGUGAAUCUUGCCUUGUCAUGUCUCCAGGAUGACCAAUGGGGGGAAGUCGACCAUGUCCAGUAGUCUGCACCUGCGGAUCCCCAACAGCUGCAUCAUAGCACAGGAUGCUUUCUUCAAGGUCCUCUCCCUCUUCCUUCUGUCUCCUCAAUUCACCUUCUUCAUGGUCCUCUCCCUCCACCUUCUGUCUCCUCAAUUCAUCUUCUUCAUGGUCCUCUCCCUCCUUCUGUCUCCUCAAUUCAACUUCUUCAUGGUCCUCUCCCUCCUCCUUCUGUCUCCUCAAUUCACCAUCUUCAUGGUCCUCUCCCUCCUUAUGUCUCCUCAAUUCACCUUCUUCAUGGUCCUCUCCCUCCUCCUUCUGUCUCCUCAAUUCACCAUCUUCAUGGUCCUCUCCCUCCUUAUGUCUCCUCAAUUCACCUUCUUCAUGGUCCUCUCCCUCCUCCUUCUGUCUCCUCAAUUCACCUUCUUCAUGGUCCUCUCCCUCCUCCUGUCUCCUCAAUUCACCUUCUUCGUGGUCCUCUCCUUCCUCCUUCUGUCUCCUCAAUUCACCUUCUUCAUGGUCCUCUCCUUCCUUAUGUCUCCUCAAUUCACCUUCUUCAUUGUCCUCUCCCUCCUCCUGUCUCCUCAAUUCACCUUCUUCAUGGUCUUCUCUUGACUGUCAGUUUAAGGAUGAUAGGGAAAAAGAGGCUCAGUGUCAGUGGUCAUGUCUCGCUCUUUUUCUCUCUUUCUUUCUCUCCUUUCUUUCUUUCUUUCUCUCUUUCUCCCCCUUUAGGAUGACUCUGUGAUAGCUUUGGACAGCAAUGGGUUCAAGCAGUAUGAUGGUAGGGGAAGAGUUUCUUUCUAUUUUAUCAGUAAGAAGAUACAUUUCAGAAGAUCGAACAAGUUUAAGCUCAUUGAGUGUAAAUUUACAGAGUCAUUACUUAUUUGUAAAUGUAAACAAUAAUGUGACCUAUUACCAAAGUUUACAUUUACAAAUAAGUAAUGACUCAGUAAAACCUAUUGUUCAUUUGGAAUUCAACACUUUAACUCGACUGUAUGAUACAUUUGUAGUGCUUGAUGCGCUCCACAUGGACAGAAUGAUGAGCAAGAUUGAAUCAUGGCGGAAGGACCCCGAUUCAUUCCUAGCAUCUCAAAGUCUGAAAACACAAUGCUCUGUAGGAGAGGAGGUGUUUGUGCUCAUCGUUGAGGGCUUCUUGAUCUUCAACUACGGGUAACUAAGAGAAAACAGAUCUUCCCUCCUAUGUGUCUCUCUCUCCUUCUCCCUCUCUCGGUAUGCCCUUUGUCUGAUGUCUGCAUGAUGAGAUGAAUUAUUUGUCUGGCUUUGUGUUUCAUGUUUUGAUUGGCAGGCCCUUGAACGAAUUAAUGGACAAGAGAUACUUCCUUGAAAUUCCUUAUGACAUCUGCAAAGAGAGGAGAGGGUGGGGCUAAUAGUUUUUUUACUCCGAUAUAAUUGCAAUGCUUGGAUAUAAUUAUGGUCUGUUCAGAUAGGCCACUUGUUGGGCUGUAUAACCUGUGGCUGAUGAAAAGAACAAGCCUUUGGCCCACCUUUCCUGUGAUUGACAGCUCGAGGGUGUAUACACCCCCUGACCUGCCAGGGUACUUUGACGGAUAUGUGUGGCCAAUGUACCUGAAAAACCGGCAAGAGAUGGAAGACAUGGUAUUGGAUAUUGGUGAGUUUUUCAUUUAGUAGAUAUAAAGAUCUUUCUUUGCCAGAUAUGUUUAUGAUAGUCGUUGUAGUUGUUCCUCCUCACUCCAUUGCUGUUAACAUGCUAUUGCUUUAGUUCAUUCUAUCUGAUGCUACCAGAUGGUCACUCAUUCUUUAUUUCCAGUCUUUUUGGAUGGAUUGGAGUCAAAGGAGGGCUUGCUGGAUUAUGUGUACAGGGAUGUAACCAUGGAAAUACAGAGACUCAUGGGUAAGUUUGCUCCUACAAAAAAUAAAGUUACUUACCUACUCAAAAUUAAACUGCUUUUUUAAAGUCUGAUUUGUGAUUAGACACCAGAAUGAUUGGGCAGAGGGGAAUUGAACAAGAGGGAAUGGCACGCAGUAUUCGAAUGGUCUAAAACCUUACAUUAUUUUGUUGUCUUGUUUUCACAGGGAAAGACUUAGCAGUUUGAUUUCUCAAAUGGUUGCUGAAAUCUGGAAGAGUAAAAGAGACAAUGUGUUGAGAAACAGAUGUGUUGAAACUUUGACUAAUGUUUACAGCCACAGGAGAAAGACAGGACACACACACACACAGUGCAGAACAGCCUUUCAUGUUAAAUCCAUUUGACUUUUACUCCUGUGAGGUAAAUGUUGUUUACAUAGUUUUUUUACUUAGAAAGUAUUUUUGCAAUCUACAGUACAUUUGUUUUGUUCAAUCUAUAAUGGUUAUGUACAUAGUUAAGGAGUGCAAAGUUUAUAAGCAGUGCAGACUCUUAACUAAUGUUAAUACUGUAUCUUUCUCUGUUAUACUGCAGUGUUAAAAAAAUAUUGUGGACACUGAUGUAUGUUCCUGAGUAGUGCCAUGGCAGGAAAUUAAUUGAUUAAAAGGUUGCUGAAGUGUGGUUUGGCUCUUAGCG
Molecule: messenger RNA, 2597 nt
Organism: Coregonus sp. 'balchen'
Lineage: Eukaryota; Metazoa; Chordata; Actinopteri; Salmoniformes; Salmonidae
Source: the annotation of a GenBank genome assembly